Messenger RNA from Toxorhynchites rutilus septentrionalis, 1981 nucleotides. Its product is annotated as glutactin-like. The record is from RefSeq and is a predicted model, not a curated record. The transcript has 6 exons. The coding region runs from base 123 to 1847 and encodes 574 amino acids. NCBI's taxonomy places the organism in Eukaryota, Metazoa, Arthropoda, Insecta, Diptera, Culicidae.
GUUCUUCGAUAAUAACUCGCAGUCUGACAGUCCCGGGGUCUUUCAGUUUAUGAAAGUAAAUUUAGUUCCACUUUGAGCAUUCGUCCACACGCACUUGCUGUGAUUUAUAUUCGCUUGCUGUUAUGAUUAUCUAUAUUUUUCUAACCCUUGCGAUAACAUCGCAAAUUUGCGGAUUCAAUCCGGACAUCGAUGAUGUUCCGAUGGUUAGUUUGCCCAAUUUGGGCAUCCUACAGGGUACGACCACAACUAGCGCUUUUAGUGGUCGCAAAAUUUUUCAAUUUCUGAGUGUUAAAUACGCCGAAACAACCUCCGGUGAGCAUCGGUUCAAGCCUCCACGGAAAGCACCUGGCUGGGAAGGAAUCCGGAGUGUGAGCAGGUACGGUUUACCCUGUCCCCAGUUGAGAUUGAUCACGCAGUUUUCAACACGACAAUUCGCCCCAGAUGUGGAAGAUUGUUUGACGCUAUCUGUGCACACGGGCAAUCUCACGUCUAAAAAUCCGGUCAUGUUCUUCAUCCACGGUGGAGGUUUCUACGAUGGCUCGGAUGCUAAUCAUACACCCGAGUUCUUGCUGGAAAAAGAUAUCGUUCUGGUGGUGGUUCAGUACAGACUUGGUCCGUUGGGAUUUGCGUCGCUCAAAACCGAAGGCAUACCGGGAAACAUGGGCUUAAUGGACAUCGGGCUGGCUCUGGAGUGGGUCCAGGAUAAUAUCGUGCACUUUGGAGGGGACCCUACGAACGUUACGGUGUUUGGGGAGUCUGCGGGCGCGGCGGCGAUUUCAGCGUUGAUGUACAGUCCGCGCAUCGCGGAAGGUUUGUUCCACAGGGUGAUACUACAGUCGGGCGCUUCCAGUGCGCCGUGGGUUUGGGAUAAGGACCCGGUUGAACAUGUGAGAGAGAUAGCUGCUAUUGCGGGUUGUGAUCCGAAGGCGGGGAAAAAUCAUACGAAUGUGAUGCCUCUCCUGGAAGCCGAGCGCUGCUUUCGUAGCCUGGAUGUAUGGACACUGUUGCGGAGUUACCAUUCCCAUGAUAUGCACACAACUGCAACUAGAAGCGUGACGGACGUCGGGGGCAGUCGACUUGUGGUGGGGGACUUUCAUGGGUACCUUCCGCAAACACCAUGGGAGCUGAUUAAAGAUGGUAAAAUUCGUCGAAAUAUUUCAAUGAUGGCCGGAGUGGUGAAACACGAGGGAACGUUCCUACUGACGGUUAUUUACGAUGCGCUAAAAGCUAUGAACCGUCUAGAUGACCCAUACUAUACCAAGUAUAAAAUGUUAGAAACAGUGAACAAGAUUCUGGGCGUUGAUGACCCGACUGGAAUGUUAGUCGGGUAUCAGGUUAGAUCUCUAUUCAGUACGGAACAAUUAUCGAGUGGGAAGUUCGAAGAAAUGGUCGAUGGAUUAACUGAUCUCGCCGGAGCAGCUCUGAUCAAGGCACCGCUGCUUCGAGAAGCUCAAGCAAACAGUGUUGUCAAUCCGAAUGGAACCUUCCUAUAUUCGUUCGAAUACCGCGGUCAACAAACACGGUUCGGAUUCGGAGCGAACACAUCCCACUAUCCGUUCGAUGGUGGAGUUCAUCAUGAGGAUGACUUGUUGUAUUUAUUCCCCUCUCCUGGAGAGCCGGAGCUGAACGAGGAAGACACCAAGAUGGCUAAAUUGAUGGUGGACCUGUGGACAAGCUUCGCCGCAACUGGGGUUCCGUACAGCUCGGCCCUCGGUGUAAAAUGGGAGGCAAUGAAAGAUUACGCCGGACCGUAUCUACACAUCGACGGAAAACCGCGGCUGGGAGCGAACUUCUACGAGGAAUUCACCGUGGCCAGCGAUGAGAAGAAACGACCUGGGGGCGUGUAAUGCGAGAGGCAUUUGUCCCAUUUUCUCAGGCCAUCACCGAUAAUGAUCCGAAAAUCCUAAUUAGCGUGCAAACAAAAUAACACGUUUCUCGAAUGUUUUUCUUUGUCGUUGUUCUUUCUUGGCCCCGAAUAAAC